Messenger RNA from Sitophilus oryzae (rice weevil), 1377 nucleotides. RefSeq lists its product as uncharacterized. The transcript is spliced from 3 exons. NCBI's taxonomy places the organism in Eukaryota, Metazoa, Arthropoda, Insecta, Coleoptera, Curculionidae. Bases 434 to 1159 code for a protein of 241 amino acids. The record is from RefSeq and is a predicted model, not a curated record.
UGAAUAGAUAUUACACUACUAUUUUUAUUGUUUAACUCGUUUAACUAUUUUAAAAGUUUGAAACUCUGAAUAUACUCCUAAUCUACUAAUGAAAUAAAAUCAGAACUGUCAUUUUGCUAAAUCAAUAAAUAAAUAAUUAAAUUAAUCCGUUCUCCGAUCGCCAUUUUCUUUCCAGUUCUUUCUGUAGUGGUGUCACGGAAAGAUGGGUAACAUUUUUAAUAUAAAUACUAUAUAUAUUACGUUUUCUAAGAUUCACACCAUCUCUAAAGCAUACUCAUGAGAAUAGAACCAGUGUGGAGAUUGUAGACAGUUUUACAAGGAUAUUAAUUGGCAAUAACCAAUUAAUGAUAUUAGUGAGUAUAUCACACCAAAUCUGCAACUUCAAUUGUAAAUUUACUUUAAAAAUUUACCCAUUUUGCCUGUUGGAAAUAUAAUGGCAACUCAGGAAGACCGCUCAUUGUCAUCUGGAAUGUCGUUGCCAAAAUGGAUGAAGAAUAAAAUGACAGAUCGAUUCGAUUUGGAUCAGAGCAACUUGUCACCGACCGAUGACAGUUUCAUGUACUACUACCGAUAUCCAUCGAGCAAAACGGACCCUGAAGCUAUGAAAGACGCCACAGCUGUCCAGGGGACGCUGUCUCAAGUCACAUUGCCCUACGCCUCGGACAACCCUUCCAUCUCGAAAGUACGGCCCAAAGGCACUGACGACGGUUUUAAAAGUGAAACGGCCCAAGUGGGCACUUCCAUAUUGCGCGUAGCCAACCAGAUCGUCUCAGGAAGGGUCCCCACAGAAAAGACACCCGAACCAGCCGAAGAGUGCGAACAGUUACUUGCCAAAUUUGACCCCUACCGCAGAAGAGGUAGUAAAUCCUUGCCAGCUUCUCCCCUAACCUCCCCCAAAGCAAAGAGGAAGAUGAACAGGUACUUUACGAGUCCCUAUGUUGAAAGUGACAAGUCCAAAGGCUGGAUACUAUCGGGAUUGCUCGCCAAAAGGGAAAUUUCCCACUCUAUGGGUUUCAUAGGGGAAGAAAAGAAGGAGGAACUGGAUAGAGCCUCUUCGACUGUCAGUGUGGACGAAGUUUCCAAGUCAAAGAACCAAGUGUUCAAGGCCAAGCCUUCUGAACUGAGAGAGAUGAAUUUCUGGUCGCCUACGUCUAUGUAGGAAGGCGCUGGUACACGAAUACCUGAUUUUUUGGAAUAACUAAUUUAUUUUUUAUUGUUUUCUUGACUAGACGUUAAAAAAUAAUGUUAAUGUGAUCUACCGAUGAUAUGUAUCUUUUUUCUUAUAUAUGUAUACAGUAUUAAGAAGUGAGGAGGCGUGUGAAUGCGAGUUUGGAGCGAAUGGGCAAUGUAUGUUCAAUAAAUUAUAGUUUUCACCUG